Molecule: messenger RNA, 1323 nt
Organism: Sardina pilchardus (European sardine)
Lineage: Eukaryota; Metazoa; Chordata; Actinopteri; Clupeiformes; Clupeidae
Product: sulfotransferase 6B1-like
Exons: 7
Coding region: 130-1032 (300 amino acids)
Biological process (GO): sulfation
Cellular component (GO): cytoplasm
Molecular function (GO): sulfotransferase activity
Source: RefSeq, a predicted model, not a curated record
CUCUGCCCUCUUCCCUCACCCUCUCUCUCUCUUUCUCUCUCUCUCUCCCUCCCUCCCUCUUCAUCAUUCAUUCCCUUUCUCUUACAUCUCUCUCCUGUGUCCUGCUUCGACUCAAACUGAGCAGCCAACAUGUCUGGACCUCCGGGGACCGGUAUGCCUUCGGCCCAGUCGCGCAUGGAGAUGGCGAAGGACGUGAAAGACGAGGACAAACUCUACAAGUUCGAGGGGGUGACCUACUCCGCCAUCAUGAGCCCGGCCGAGAACCUGGUGGCCGCUAAGACCAUGGAGGCGCGGGCCGACGACGUGAUGUUGGUGGCCUAUCCCAAGUGUGGAUUCAACUGGAUGGUGGCUGUGCUGCGUAAAAUCAUGGCUGCGGCCAGUGGGAAGAAGGAAACUCCCGACAUGCCCCCACUGAUCGAGUUCUUCUCCCCAGACACGCAGAAGCUCAUAGCUCAGCGGCCGUCUCCGCGGUUUCUGGGGACUCACCUGCACCCUGACAACAUCCCCGUGUCUUUUAAAGAGAAGAAGACCAAGAUGCUGGUUGUGUGGAGGAACCCCAAGGACACGCUGGUCUCGUUCUAUCACUUCAUGAACAAGAACCCAGUGCUGCCCAAUGUGGAGUGGGACCAGUUCUUCUCAGACUUCAUGAGUGGGGAAGUGGGCUGGGGAUCAUAUUUUGACCAUGCUCUUGCUUGGGAUAAGCUCAUGGAUGAUCCAAAUAUGAAGAUUAUAACUUACGAGGACCUCAAACAGGACCUGAGUGAAGGCAUUAGGCAGAUCUCCCAGUUCUUUGGCUUCCCCCUGACUGAGGAGCAGGUCCAGACCAUCUACUCAGAGACGACCUUCAGCGCUAUGAAGGAAGGCAGUUCUCAUGGCAAAAUGGGCAGCGUCUUCUUCAGGAAAGGUGAGGUGGGCGACUGGAAGAACCACUUGAGUGAGGCCCAGAGCCAACAGAUGGAUGAGGAGUUCAACAAGAGACUAGCAGGAACCAAACUGGGGGCCCUGCUCAAAUACGACACCUACUGCAAGUAGGGAGCUGUUACACAGAUGCUUGCUUAGUUGAGCUUUUUGUAUCUUGUAGCAUAUCCAUAAAAAUCCAUAAAACAUACCUAAUCUUCAGUGUCUAGAAAUCCCCUUACACCUACUGCAAGUAGAGAGGAGCAUGCACUGUUGAUAAUGCUGUUUUAAAUGCUGUUAUUGUUUGUAGUAAUUGGUUUUGAAUUAAAUACAUGUGUCAUUUUGUGGUUAAAGUGAAUGUACUGUACAUACAGAAGUGCAAGUGGUUAUAAAAUACAUUAAUAACCAAUAAAGUAUUUCUCUGUA